CCUCGUAAAAAUUUUCCCACUGACUUCCUCCUUAGAGAAACAAUUCGGAAUUUCCAAUAUUUUGUAGGUUAAGUUUAUAAGAUUUGGAUUGAGUUUUUGCCUUCAUCGAAAGAUGCUUACUACUGGUGUAUGAUAUACUACAAGGAUUCGGAUUUGCACAAUCGGUGGUUUUGUUUACUAGGGAUGAACAAUAAGCUGCAAACAAUCAAAACAAGUGAUUUUGAAGUGCAGUGGCUUUAGGUUUUUGUGUUGGCGGACCAUGACGUUUACGUGUCUACGUAAGUUGUGGAAUAGCUGGAGUUGGAGAAGUAAGCAGCAGAAAGAAGAGCUCGAAAACCCGAAUGGCGACCCUCUGAAUCCGAAUUCAUUGCUGGAUUCAGAUACCUUGACGAAGAGCAUGGACUCUUCUUACUACAGAAGAGUUAAGAAACAAAAGCAAAAGAGUCUAGAGGAGAAGAAACUUGAGAAAGAGCAUGAUGUUGUUGUAGUUCCGGCAGACGGUUUUUCAGGCUCUGAAUCAGAAUCAGAUGAUUCAGACUGGUCGAUUGGAUGGUUGGAACCCCAUAGUUCAAUCACCGAAUCAGACGACAGUUUUGCUGUGCUUGUUCCCUGUUACGGACAUCGAUCCGAGGGCGAUAAGUAUUCUAAAGGCAAGCAUCUUCCGGAGAAGUAUUCCAAGGGCAUUGCUGAUGAUCUGUAUGGUGAUGAACAGAGCAAGAAGAAUGUGGAACAGUGGUUUUCCUCUUUGAAAAUCCUGAGUCAAUCAGCGAUCUUCUAA
Messenger RNA from Oldenlandia corymbosa var. corymbosa, 778 nucleotides. NCBI's taxonomy places the organism in Eukaryota, Viridiplantae, Streptophyta, Magnoliopsida, Gentianales, Rubiaceae. The record is from the annotation of a GenBank genome assembly.